AUUUCAUUUGCCAUAACAUAAGGUUUUCGGCAUUUUUUGUGGGAGGAUUGGCCCAUCAAAACACAUAUGAUGCAUUUGGACCCACCAGAUCAUCCCAUUCAUUGAAUCUGCAUAAACCCUCAAGCCACGCUCAGCUUCUUCGUUUCUUUAUAACCCUCCAUACAGACGGAUCUCUCUGCCCUUGUCUUCACUUUCAUGGCCAUUGCUGGAAGUUGUUUUUCCUGAUUUUGGAAGCUAGAUUCUCGGCUCGUUUACAGGGAGGUUUCAGGUGGAUUUAUGAAAUUAUUGGAUCCAGAUAAGCUGAUGUACUCUUCUUUCAGGAAUCCAUGUUCAUUCGUCUCUAGUUGCAGUGUGUCUUUCAAUUUCAAGUGAUUUUGCAAUUGGGUUUGGUCGAUUGAGUGGAUUUGGGUAAUCUAUUUGUGGGUUCUCUCAAUUUCUGCUGUGUACGGUACUGUGCGUGCGUUCUGGCUGUAUAUGUAAAAAAAAUUAUUGCUUAAAAAUUGAUGGUUCGGAGGGGCUUUUCUAGGAAUGAGCUGUAUCGUAUUUGGUUGCUUUUAUGGAUUUUUGUGUUGUAGACUUUAUGACUUAUGGCUCCCAUGGAGGAAAUUGUGCUACUGUAGGGAAAUUGGUUCAUGGGUAUAAUCUGAAUUUGGACACCUGAUCUCCACCGAGUGAAACUUUACUCUUUGGCUGGGGUGACUCGAGGGAUUUCUGUUUAGGGGUAUGAUCUGGAUCUAUUGUUUUUAGAUGGUAUGGAAGGCAAUUUAUCUUCGGGGCAUAUGAUUCAGGGUAGUGGUUCUUAUGGAGGUGUUGAUUUGCAAGGUUCAAUCCGAGUCCAUCAUCAUCAACAACACCCCCUUUCUCACCACCAACAGCAUCACUCUCUUCCCAGACAAGGACUGAUGGUUCUACCAUCAAUAAGUGAAAAUUUUCCCCUCACCAUGGCAAGCGUGCAAGAAUGUGAUCGGACCAUCUCCUUGGCAGAUUUUGCCAAGGGGGAAAGGGGAAAAAGUUCUGCUAGCGAUGACGAUGAACUGAGCUUUACAGAAGAUGCCUCUGAUGGCCAUAAUGAUCCUAGUAAAGGAAAGAAGGGGAUGCCAUGGCAGCGGGUGAAGUGGACCGAUAAGAUGGUGAGGCUUUUGAUUACUGCUGUUUCUUACAUACUUGAGGAAGCUUCUGUUGAAUGCGGUAAUGGAAUCAGGAGAAAAUAUGCAAAUUUACAGAAAAAGGGUAAGUGGAAAUCAGUUUCGAAGGUCAUGGCUGAAAGGGGUCAUCAUGUUUCCCCUCAGCAGUGUGAAGAUAAAUUCAAUGACCUUAACAAGAGGUACAAGAGACUAAAUGAAGUCCUUGGGAGGGGCACUUCUUGCCAGGUUGUUGAGAGGCCGGAGCUUUUGGACAUGAUGGAUCAUUUAUCAGAUAAAGCGAAGGAGGAGGUUAGAAAAAUCCUUAGCUCAAAGCAUUUGUUCUACGAGGAAAUGUGCUCUUACCAUAAUGGAAACAGAUUGCAUCUCCCCCAUGACCCUGAAUUGCAACAUUCGCUGCGACUGGCUCUUAGAAGUAGAGAUGAUGACGAGAGCAAUGAUGCGAGGAGACAUCCACAAGAUGAUCUUGAUGACGAUGAUCAAGAUGCAGAAACUGAUGACAGUGAUGAAUUUGGUGGAAAUCAUGCUUUGCACAGUGAUCAGAGGGCUAUGUAUGGGAUGCACGGGCACUCAGCAAAGAAAAUGAAACAGUGUCAGGGCCAUGAGGAUGUUAGUUUAGAGAAUUGCUUGAAUUCUUUCGACUGUAAUAAAGCUUUCAGUUGGAACCAACAAAAUGCACAAGGUGACAUGAACCAGGUUCUACCUGAAGGUUCAAAAUCAAACCUGUUGCAAACUAGGUGGAUAAAAUAUCGCGCACUUCAGUUAGAAGAACAGAACUUGCAAAUUCAGGCGCAGAUGUUGGAAUUGGAGAAGGAGAGGUUCAAGUGGCAGAGAUUCUGCAGGAAGAAAGAUCGGGAGCUGGAGAUGAUGAGACUGGAAAAUGAGAGGAUGAAACUGGAGAACGAGCAUAUGACAUUGGAGCUGAAACGGAAGCAGCUGGAUCCUGAUCAUGGUUAAAUUGCCUAUGCUGUUAAAAUUAGUUUUGUCUAGUAAGGACUGGGUGCGUGCAAUAGAAUUACUUGAGUCAAUUUUUUAUCAAAAGGUUUUGACUUUAAUUGCUAGUAUGAAAAACAUUUUUAUUCUCUUUAGAAGUGUAACCCUCCACCCUCUGCCCAAUGUAUUAAAGGGUGCACUAGUUUUUCUGCUUGGGGAGAACACAUGAUUUGGAGUUAUCAGUUAUGGAUAAUUGGGUUGUGAGUCGUUGAAUUGUUCUCCUACUCACCAGACUAAACAAAAACUUUUGUGAAAAGUAUGAAAACAUUCUCAGUUAGUGCUCCUUUUGCAUACCUCACUUAAGCAAAUGUGAGUUUUCUAUGUUCUGCACAUGUGAAAAUUCUAUAGUUUCAUAUAAUGUAAGUUUGCAACAGUAUAUUCGUCAUACAAUCAAGAUUGUUGGAUUGAUCCGCGCAA
This is a messenger RNA of Diospyros lotus (date-plum), 2552 nucleotides long. RefSeq lists its product as uncharacterized. Lineage: Eukaryota; Viridiplantae; Streptophyta; Magnoliopsida; Ericales; Ebenaceae. The transcript has a single exon. The coding region runs from base 753 to 2099 and encodes 448 amino acids. The record is from RefSeq and is a predicted model, not a curated record.